CGUUAUUCGCUUGGCGCUGCAAAUUAAACGAUUUUGUUUCGCUGAGUUUCUCUUUUAGGAUCCAUGGAUUUUAGAGAUGGAGCUCACAAGUUUUCUUGGUGUAUUGUUACUAUUGGAGAUCUCUGGCUUCGACUGCUAUGGUACUUUCUGCAAAUAAUUGUCAGCGCAUGGUAUUCCAUAGUAGUCGUGGGUAAUUUGUUGGAGAGCUACUUCAUCUCUCUUGGAGUACUGGAAAAACACAAGUCUCUUCAUCCAGAAAAGGUUCAGUACCUUGCCAUUGUCAUAGAAAGUGAAGAAGCUUGUCAGAUUUCUGAACUUGUUAAACUGUUGAAGUGGAUGGACUCUAUUGGUGUGAAGAAUGUGUGCCUCUAUGACAUGAAUGGAGUAUUGAAGAAGUCUAAGGAAACCAUACUUCAAAAUUUGAAGAAUGCAAAAUCCAUUCAGGAAGUUAGUCAAGUUGUUACACGCCAUGCUCAUGAUCACAUGACUCUGGAGUUUCUUUCUUAUGUGGAUGGGAAGGAGGCAGUGGCGAAAGCAGCUAACUUGGUUUUUGUGGAGAACUUGAAACAGCAUUACUUGGAUGAAGAACUAGAUGCUCAAAAAUCAUUAGAAACUCAAUUGAAUGAAGCAUUGCAAAUUGUAGGUAUGUUUGCUUUCUAGACCUAAUAAUAGUUUAAGAGUUGAAUGCCUUGUUCAGAAAAGUAGCUAUCAAUAUGAUCAGGUAGCAAAGGCCCUGAGCCUGACCUUUUACUGGUUUAUGGACCUGUGAGGAGCCAUCUUGGUUUUCCUGCAUGGAGACUUCGCUACACAGAGAUCGUACACAUGGGAUCAUUGAAAUUCAUGACAUAUGGUUCCUUAAUCAAAGCCAUUUAUAACUUCACGAGAGUGCACCAAAAUUAUGGUAAGUAGAGAUGGAUUUUACUGCACAAGCACCACAAAGAUAUCUUUGUGGAAAAAGUGCUUUCUCAUCCUGCUGCAGAGAUACCAUUGCAAGUCAUGGCGAGUAAAGAAAGGUCUGAGCAAAAACUAAGGUGUAUUUUAAUUUGAUGCCACCACGCUGUUAUGGUGGAUAUAAAUUCCUCACAGGUAUAUCAAAACCAUUAACAUAAUGUAAGUGAAGUGGAUUAUUUAUUUAUUGGAUACGCAUUGCGUUUGAUGAGAGUUAUAUACAAAACCAGAUUUUGUC
Molecule: messenger RNA, 1186 nt
Organism: Vigna umbellata (rice bean)
Lineage: Eukaryota; Viridiplantae; Streptophyta; Magnoliopsida; Fabales; Fabaceae
Source: RefSeq, a predicted model, not a curated record